AUGUUUAAACUCAUUUCAUCGGAUCCCAUCAAUGGUGCCUAUACCGAGCUCUUUGCAGGUCUGAGCGAUACUAUUACCGAAGAGAAUAAUGGAGGAUGGGUAUCUCCCUUUGGUAAGGUCGAGAAGAUUCGAAAGGACUUUAUAGAACCAGAGCUCGGAGGCAAGUUUUGGGAUUGGACGAUGGCAGAGGUAAAGCCAUACCAGUAG
Fusarium sp. VM40 is the source of this 207-nucleotide messenger RNA. Lineage: Eukaryota; Fungi; Ascomycota; Sordariomycetes; Hypocreales; Nectriaceae. The record is from the annotation of a GenBank genome assembly.